AUGAGUUUGACUACAGUUGUAUCGGGUGUGGCCGGCGUUGCCGCCAUAGCCACCACCUUCAGCAUCAUCAUUGUCGGCUAUCUAAUCAACGACAUUAACAACUUCUAUGACGAUGCUAUUGAGGAGCUCGCCGAUUUCAAGGACAUGGCCAACUCUGCCUGGCACGAAAUGAGACCAGCUCCACAGGAUCCGUUCCGUCAUGCACGUUCAAUUGCACGCCAACGUCGUCAGCCUUAUCCAGCUCACUGCAACUGUGGCCCACAGGCCGCCGGUUGCCCGGUUGGACCACCAGGACCUCCCGGACCUCCAGGAUUGCCUGGAGAACCAGGAGUUCCAGGACAGGCCGGCAAGAAAGGAAAUGAUGGAAUAGCAAUCUCAGGUGGGGGAGGAGCAGGAGGUUGUGUCAAAUGCCCGGUUGGUCCCGCUGGACCACCUGGACCAGAUGGACCUCCAGGACCUCCUGGACCCGAUGGAAUGCCUGGAGCCGGAGUCUCUGCACCAGGAGUUGGAAUGCCUGGACCUCCAGGACCACCAGGAGACGCUGGAGCACCAGGAGCACCAGGAGAACCUGGAGCACCAGGAAUGCCUGGAGCAGACGGCAAGAAAGGAAUGGGACUACCAGGACCUGCUGGUGCACCAGGACCACAGGGACCGCCUGGACCUCCCGGACCCGAUGGCCAAGCAGGAGGAGCGGCUGCUGCUGGACCACCAGGACCUCAAGGACCUCCAGGACAGCCCGGACCACCUGGACCAGAUGGUACACCAGGACAGCCAGGUGCCGAAGGACAACCUGGUGCUGAUGCCGCUUACUGUCCAUGUCCUGCUAGAAGUACGGUGUUGGCGCUAAGGAAGAGUGUGGCAGUGGAGUCAUACUCAGCCACCGAACCAGGAAAGGAUAGUCACAAGCACAGCGCUAAAGCAAGAGCCCGGGUGUGA
Cooperia oncophora is the source of this 936-nucleotide messenger RNA. The record is from the annotation of a GenBank genome assembly. NCBI's taxonomy places the organism in Eukaryota, Metazoa, Nematoda, Chromadorea, Rhabditida, Trichostrongylidae.